AUGGAUGUUGAUAAUUUGAAGGACACUCAAACUGGUCACUUGGAGGUAUCUCCUAAGUCCAUAGUGGCGGACACUGGAUUUGAAGGACUCACAGCUGAAGAGACUAAGCAAUUAGAGAAGAAAUUGGUUAGGAAGAUUGACUUGCACCUCAUUUCAUCCUUAUGUCUGCUUUUCAUCUUCAACAUCUUAGAUCGGUCCAAUAUUGCAAAUGCCAGGCUAGGUGGUAUGCAAAAGGAUCUAGGUCUCAGUGACACCCAGUAUCAAACUGCCGUUGCCAUAAUGUUUGUUGGUUAUCUGCUCGGGCAGGUCCCAAGUAACAUUAUCCUCACGCGAAUCAAGCCGUCACGAUAUAUCCCCACGGCGAUCUUUAUAUGGGGCGGUAUAUCCAUGUCCGCGGCAGCCACACAGAAUUUCACUGGAAUCAUAGUGGUUCGUGUUUUGCUGGGGUUUGCGGAAUCUCCCUUUUUCCCUGGUGCUCUUCUUUUGGUGAGCUCUUGGUAUAAGCCGCAGGAGAUUGCACCUCGCGUUGCGGUGAUGUAUUGUGGUAAUACCAUUGCAAAUGGCUUUGGUGGAAUGAUUGCUGCUGGUAUUCUCAGUGGCUUAGAUGGUGCGUCAGGUUUAGCAGGAUGGAGAUGGUUAUUUAUUAUUGAGGGAGCAGGAACAAUGGUCGCAGGCAUUCUAGCUGUCCGACUUCUUCCGGAUUUCCCUCGAUCUGGUCAGCGAAAAUGGCUCUCUGAACAGGAACAGCGAUUUGCGGAGUGGCGGCUGGCUCAGGCAGCGAACGAUGAGAUCGAUGAAAAUGGUCCGAUCAAAGAGGCUCUUGUUGAUGCGAUUACUGAUCCGAAGGCAUGGAUGCUUAUUGCCAUUCAGAUCUGUCAGCUUACAUCUCAAACAUGGACCUACUUCUUCCCGUCUAUCGUGAAAACCCUUGGCUUCAGCAAUAUCGUCACUCUUUUGAUCACGGCGCCCGUGUACGUCUUCGGCUUCUGUACCUCGCUGGGCAAUUCAUUCAUUGCUCAACAUACGAAUAAGCGCGCCGUCUUGAUUAUCUGGCCUUUGAUCAUUGACAUUGUUGGAAACAUCAUGGUUAUCUCGACAACCGCUACUGCGCCUCGGUACGUGGGUAUGUUUUUGAUGUGCGCUGGCUCAUACUCGGCCUUCAAUGUUGUGCAGGCAUGGAUUGCGAGUACGGUACCGCGUACCCGAACAAAGCGAGCUAUCGUCUACGCUUUGGUUAAUCUUUUCGGCAACUCGUCGAAUAUCUACGGCUCUUACUUUUUCCCUACCUCAACUGCGCCUCAGUAUCGCAUGGGUGGAAUUAUCCUGUCAUCUUUUGCUGCAGGCGGUGUUAUCCUUGCAGCUGUUCUGGGUUUAUGGCUGAGAAAGUUGAACCAGAAGGCAACUGAAGAGGGGGAUAUGGAUGGCCAGAUACGUUACAAAUAUUUGUGGUAG
Penicillium longicatenatum is the source of this 1452-nucleotide messenger RNA. RefSeq lists its product as uncharacterized. Bases 1 to 1452 code for a protein of 483 amino acids. NCBI's taxonomy places the organism in Eukaryota, Fungi, Ascomycota, Eurotiomycetes, Eurotiales, Aspergillaceae. The transcript is spliced from 6 exons. The record is from RefSeq and is a predicted model, not a curated record. Gene Ontology annotation, biological process: transmembrane transport. Gene Ontology annotation, molecular function: transmembrane transporter activity. Gene Ontology annotation, cellular component: membrane.